GAGUUUAUGCAUGAGAGAGUUUAAAAAUGCUCUUGCAGAAGCUUCUGGUCACUCCGUGUUUCACCAUGAUCCUGCUGGUGUUGCUUCUCACCGCCUCUGAGGUGGUCCGUGCUCAGAAGGUUCAGGGUGAGGAGAAGGAUGGUUCGUGUGUGUGUCAGGUGAACAGCACCAUCUGGGCUUUUCCUGCUAUUAAAUAUGAAGAAGUCACAAAACUACUGCAGACCAGCCAGACCUCACUGCAGAACUUCCAACUACAGGUGGUGACGACCAAUAAAGAGCUGCCUAAGCUGCAGGAUAGGCUGGAGAACUUGACGGCACGUGUACAGCACUUCCAGUACCUGAACACACACGGCCUGUACAACGCCCUGCACCUGCGGCAGCUCAGCCAGGAGCUCCAGGAGCUUCACCAGAGCAUCAACCAGACUCACCGGGACAGACCUGGAGCCGAAACUCAGAAACUACGCACUGAGUUGCAGACGUUUCAGGAAGACGUGGAGAAGAUGUACAGAGAUGACAUUUUCAACAUGGAGUCGGUGAGAGAGAGGCUGCGGUCUUUUAAUAACCGUGUUCAGAACUGCAGGACCAUUCCAGAAGACUUCAGGAGUAAGGGCUCCUGUUAUCAUCGUAUUAUGAAAAACAUCAGCUCUCCAGUGAACACCAAGCUGAGUCCAUACGGAAAGUCCUACAUCUCUGGGGGUUGGGGUCGGGACACCAGCGCCACCAGCGAGAUGGAAAGAUACUGGGUCCAGCCUUUGGUCAGCGGCCACAGGUUUGGCAACAUCAUCCGCCUGUACCAGUCGUUUGAGGACUUCAUGUCUGGUAGAAACUACAAGGAUGAAAUCAUAGCUCCCUCAUACAGUCAUAGUGAUGCGGUUCAAGGCCCGGGCACCAUCAUGUACGAUGGCGUUGUGUACUAUCAGUGCUACACCGCGGCAGAGCUGUGCGGCUUUGACCUCCAGACCAAGAAGGUCCAACGCCUCAAGCUGCCUGACGCCGGAAUCAACAACAAAUUCCCAUACUGCUACUACACCUGCCGCGACUGGACCGACAUCGACCUGGCGGCAGACAGCCAGGGCCUGUGGGUGAUGUACUCCACCGAAGCUAACCAUGGGAACAUGGUCCUGAGCCGAGUGGACACCGAACACUUCAACAUCACGCACACCUGGAAGACCAGGCUCUUCAAACGCUCUGUCACCAACGCCUUCAUGGUGUGCGGCGUGCUGUACGCCACGCGCUAUGUUGACCUAUACAGAGAGGAGGUGUUCUACGCCUUUGACACGACCACCGGGAUGGAGGACAACAUGCUCUCCCUGCCACUGGAGAAGGUUUCAGCCGGCAUCGCCAACCUCCACUACAACCCCACCGACAUGAAGCUCUACAUGUACAACGAUGGCUACCUUAUGGCCUACCAAGCGUUCUUCUGAAGAGAUCGAACAGGAAACGAACUCAAGACCAAGUUUAUUCAUAAGGCAGGAUUUUAUAUUUCUACUUAACUGGUAAAAAUAUAUAUAUACUCCAAUGUGUUUUGCAUGUGAAGGAAUAAAUAAAAUAAAUAAAAUAAAUAAAUAAAAGUGUUGUGACUGGUUGUUUUUCUGAUUUUUUAAAUGUUCGUUAAUGGUAGCCCAACAAUUCCCAGUCAAGAUUUUUUCCCCUCCAUUCUGAUCUGAAAAAUGUUGAUUAUCGGCAUUCCGUACUUUUGGGAUGAGUUGGGAAGUUGGGGAUGAGAUGAUGAAGAAGAGGUGGGAUGGUGGUCUUCAUGCAAUAUUGUGGCUUCACUAAGGUUUUUGUCCUUUUGUCACUGAAUCCAAACAAAUCCUCACAGCAAUUCUCUGAAAUCCAAUUGAAAGCCUUCCCCAAACAGUAGAGUUGUAGAGUUAUGCCAACAAAAGUAAGAUGAAAUCUUUUUUUUUUUUUUCAGAAGAAAAAUAAUCCUGAGAAGACGUUCCAAUACUUUUUCCCAUCUACUGUACUUUAUAAUGUAUAUGGAAAUGUGUGGUGUUAAUCAAUUAAAAAAAUAAUAUUAGGAUUAUCCCAACUGAAUUCAGUCAUUAAUCUCACUUCAUCACUUAAUCACACCUCUUCUUCUUCUUCUAAAGACUAAAGCAUUCUGAUCUGAAAACCAUGCCACUAAUUGUUGACAGAUACAGUGUCAAUCAGAUCCAGUGAUUCUGUAAAUAAUGAGGCCACAGACUGUAAAAUGGGCUACUAAUUAAAGUUUUUGU
Messenger RNA from Astyanax mexicanus (Mexican tetra), 2222 nucleotides. Its product is annotated as olfactomedin-4. NCBI's taxonomy places the organism in Eukaryota, Metazoa, Chordata, Actinopteri, Characiformes, Acestrorhamphidae. The coding region runs from base 27 to 1424 and encodes 465 amino acids. The record is from RefSeq and is a predicted model, not a curated record. Gene Ontology annotation, biological process: signal transduction. The transcript is spliced from 5 exons.